AUGUUGCGGCGCGGGUGGUUUGGGAGGACUCACUGUACCUGGCGCCCCCACACCCUCCACUCGCUCAUUACCAUAGCUUACCGGUCCCACGUGUACCUGUCUGUUUGUUUUGGGGGUUGUUUUUGUUUCCCGUUGUUUUGUUGUUGUUUUCUUUUGUUUAUUUUUUUGGUUCUUGUUUUUUUCUUUUGUUUUUCCUUUAUUUUUGUUUUGUUUACUGUUUUCUUUUGUUUAUUGUUUCUGUUUUGUUUAUUAUCAUUGUUUUGUUUAGUCACUGAUUUUUUUUCUUUAUUGUUUUUGUUUUGUUCAUCGCUUCUUUUUCUUUUAACUUGUUUUUUGUUUUGUUUCAUCGCCAUUGUCUUGUUUUAUCGCCAUUGUUUUGUUUUAUCGCCAUUGUUUUGUUUCAUCGCCAUUGUUUUGUUUCAUCGCCAUUGUUUUGUUUUAUCGCCAUUGUUUUGUUUUAUCGCCAUUGUUUUGUUUCAUCGCCAUUGUUUUGUUUCAUCGCCAUUGUUUUGUUUUAUCGCCAUUGUUUUGUUUUAUCGCCAUUGUUUUGUUUUAUCGUCAUUGUUUUGUUUCAUCGCCAUUGUUUUGUUUUAUCGCCAUUGUUUUGUUUUAUCGCCAUUGUUUUGUUUCAUCGCCAUUGUUUUGUUUUAUCGCCAUUGUUUUGUUUCAUCGCCAUUGUUUUGUUUCAUCGCCAUUGUUUUGUUUUAUCGCCAUUGUUUUGUUUUAUCGCCAUUGUUUUAUCACCAUUUUUUUUUUUCAUCGCCAUUGUUUUGUUUUAUCGCCAUUGUUUUGUUUUAUCGCCAUUGUUUUGUUUCAUCGCCAUUGUUUUGUUUUAUCGCCAUUGUUUCAUCGCCAUUGUUUUGUUUCAUCGCCAUUGUUUUGUUUUAUCGCCAUUGUUUUAUCGCCAUUGUUUUGUUUUAUCGCCAUUAUUUUCUUUAUCGCUGAAGUGUGUUAUGGGUUUAUGCGCCAAGGAGUGUAAAUGCGUUGGAACAUCAGGUUAUCUCAAUUGUGCAUGUGUCUAGGGGCGGAUAAGCCGGUGUUAAGGCGACGGGGGAAGGACGGGAGUGUUAGCCUGAGCCGUCUUACCAUCCCCUCCGUCAGGCUUGUGUGUGGGGCUUCAGGGGCUCAGCGAGAGAGACAGAAGCCACCACGCUGACUGGGUUUAAGGUUGUGUUAGACGUUCCCGCCCCUCACACAAGAUCACUCAGGUUCUAAUAUGUGUGUUUCUUUGGUUCACGGUAAAGAAGAAAGGUUGAACUACCACCAGGGUCAUAAAACCGACUUCCAAAGGCCAGAAACAAGAUCACUCAGGUUCUAAUAUGUGUGUUUCUUUGGUUCACGGUACAGAAGAAGGGUCGAACUACCACCAGGGUCAUAAAACCGACUUCCAAAGGCCAGAAACGAGAUCACGCAGGUUCUAAUAUGAGUGUUUCUUUGGUUCACGGUACAGAAGAAGGGUCGAACUACCACCAGGGUCAUAAAACCGACUUCCAAAGGCCAGAAACAAGAUCACGCAGGUUCUAAUAUGUGUGUUUCUUUGGUUCAUGGUACAGAAGAAAGGUCGAACUACCACCAGGGUCAUAAAACCGA
Eriocheir sinensis (Chinese mitten crab) is the source of this 1590-nucleotide messenger RNA. RefSeq names its product ATP synthase subunit a-like. The transcript has 4 exons. The coding region runs from base 1 to 945 and encodes 314 amino acids. The record is from RefSeq and is a predicted model, not a curated record. NCBI's taxonomy places the organism in Eukaryota, Metazoa, Arthropoda, Malacostraca, Decapoda, Varunidae.